AUGCCAGCUUCCCCCCGACCAGAGUUUCAUGUGUCUCAUCUGAAACACGACACAAACAGAGAUGGACUAAGAGGCAUCAAGACUGAUGAAGGCUUCAGGAACCCAGGCAGAGGCUCUCUGCUGUGGUGGAGUCUGGCUGUGGGACCUGAUGAGAUAGCGUCAGCUGAGAGGAGGCUCCUGGAGACGACCUUCCCGGACCGGACGGAGGAGCAGGUCCAGAAGCAGCAGAGCUUCCUGGAGAAGUUUACCACCUCCCCGGCCUUCGAGCAGACCUCCAGGCUGGGCUCGUACCGCUUCACCUUCCCCCUGGAGGAGGUGCUGAAGGCCUACAGAGAGCAGUUUUGCAGCGGCGCUCAGCCCGUCAUGCGGGUGUCCGAGACCGUCCUGUACAAACAGGAAGUGAUGUACGUUGUGCUGGUCCACAGCCCAGCCAAUCAGGAGCGGUUCUCUAAAUAUCCUUUGCUGACUGACGACCCAAACUCUGUCUGCACCUACAGAGACGGCUGCUUCAUCUGGAGGCCUGAGGCCAUGAGUGAGACACACAGGUAUAAGUUGGUCCUGAGACGUGAUGAAAUGCAGAUGGACGCUGUGCCGGUGACGUCUUGCCCUCAGUUUUACGUUUGGGAUCAUGUUGCAGUCGCCUUGCAUGUGGAUGAACAGGUGCUGAACUUUGACGCUGACCGACUGAGAGAGAACCUCACGUGGUGCGAUGAAGGAAUCGCUGCAAUCAGUCACAGUUUUAAUAAUUUCCCAGAAGCUGAAAAGUUUGUUAGAGAAUUAUGGUCCGACAAUCCCUCACCACUGCAGAAAGCUUGACAGCUAAAUUAAGGGAGUCUGUUGUUGUUAUGUUGUUCAAUAAUUGGGGUAAAUUUCAAGUACAUUGAUGAUACUGAUAUUUUCUUCUAAAAGAUCAUAUUUUAGUGAAGGGUAAGCAUAUUAUAGAAUCAGGGCCUUGGC
Micropterus dolomieu (smallmouth bass) is the source of this 957-nucleotide messenger RNA. RefSeq lists its product as uncharacterized. The transcript is spliced from 4 exons. The record is from RefSeq and is a predicted model, not a curated record. The coding region runs from base 1 to 816 and encodes 271 amino acids. Lineage: Eukaryota; Metazoa; Chordata; Actinopteri; Centrarchiformes; Centrarchidae.